Molecule: messenger RNA, 809 nt
Organism: Chenopodium quinoa (quinoa)
Lineage: Eukaryota; Viridiplantae; Streptophyta; Magnoliopsida; Caryophyllales; Amaranthaceae
Product: cell number regulator 9-like
Exons: 4
Coding region: 89-529 (146 amino acids)
Source: RefSeq, a predicted model, not a curated record
CUUUAUCAUUAAAAAUCUUUCAUUUUUUUCUAAGUCCUUCAAUUAAUAAUUUUAGUUUGAUUGGUUUAUCUAUCAUACAUUCAUCACCAUGAAACAGGCGGAGCAUCAACCAGCUACUAGUGACUUUACUACCGGUCUUUGUGAUUGUUGCUCUGAUUGUUCAAGCUGCCUUCUUACAUUUUGUUGCCCCUGCAUUUCCUUUGGACGAAUUGCAGAGAUUGUUGACCAAGGCUCAUUAUCAUGCUGUGCUGCUGGAACCUUCUACUUGGUACUUGCAACCUUUGUAGGGUUUCAAUGGAUAUACUCAUGCACAUACCGUGCAAAGCUUAAGGCUCAUUUCGGGAUUCCGGAAAGCACUUGUGAGGAUUGUUGCAUCCACUUCUUUUGUCAAUGUUGUGCCUUGGCUCAAGAGUAUCGCGAGCUUAAACUCCGUGGCUACAACCCUGCUCUUGGAUGGGAAGGAAAUAUGGAGAGACAAAAGGCAUCAAUUGUGCCUCCUCAAAUGCCUGUGGGCGGCAUGAUUCGAUAAGCCUCACGGACAAUAAAAUGGAGUAUGAGAAAUUGUCUUUGCAGUCUAUGUAUAAUACUCGUAUAUACGGGGUAUAUUGUAUGAUAAAUAUAUACUCGGUAUAUGUUGUAUGUAGUUUUAAUUUUCAUUGAUAUACUCCUGGCCUAUCUCAAUUUCUGUAUUUAUGCAUUGCUUGUGUAUGUCCAUCAUCCACUUAUACAAGUAUAUGGCUAGUCCACAUAUAAUGAAUGCUCAAAAAAUAUUUUACUUUAACUAAGUGAACAAAGUGAUUAUUACCAUU